AUGGCGUACUUCGAGCCAGCCUCAUUCAAUUCUCUUUUCCGUCGGUGUGUUACUUGCGACGACACAGCCCAGACAUCAUGUCCCUCAUCCUGCCCAACGGGUCAAGUUUGUGGUCAAAUUCCUCCUACCUGCGACACCUGCCAACAUAUGACAUGCGUACCUGAUCCCAACGCAGCAGCAUCUGUAUCGCCUACGAAAUCUUCGAGCACGGGACCUAACGCUGGUGCUAUCGCUGGAGGUGUUAUUGGAGGAGUGAUAGCGAUAGCUGUGGCGACCUACUUAGUAUGGCGAUUCUGUAUCAAGCCGAGAAGACAACAAUUCGAGCAGGAAGAAUGGGCAGAGGAGCACGAGGAGCAGACAGAUGCAGAGAAGGAAUUUACGAUGAGACGGGACGCCAGAGCCUCCACACAUACAGUUGGCUCGAUCGCUUCCACAGUCUUAUCAAGAGCUUCCAAUAUCAUACAAAUCGCAUACAUCCCAGGCGUUACCAAUCGAUCCGAUCCUUCAACGCCAGGCCUUCUCGUACCACCCGUUCCACCGAUCCCAAUUGCUCUUUCAUCCGCUGCAAGUACCCCACGAUUCGAACAGGAACACUUCUUCAUGCCAGGCGAGCUACGAGAUUCGACAUAUUCUGGAAUUAGCGACCGAACAUCAUAUGCCCGGACAAGUGUUGCCUCAACAAUCUACGGCAAAAACGCAAUCGUCUCUCCAAUACCAGCUCAAACUGUCAUUCGAGGAAAAGCUGCCGUGGUUAGCGUCAGGUCAAAUGGUGCAAAUUCUCCAGGCGACAUGACACCACCAGUUCCAAGCGUCGAUUACAGCAAAUACCAAUCUUCAAUGGGUAGACCACCUAGUGCUGCUUUCUCUGUCGGGUCAACAUUCUUGAAUAGUGCCAGUGCGGCUACACAGGUUAAGCCUCAGGUCAUCAGCAUGAAGAAGUCUCGUUCAACACUCGGGGACGAUCAGAGCGAUACCCUUUUACCACCAGAUUCCCCCGCAAACGGCAUGUUUGGUUCACCCAUACACGGAACCACCAGCCCAUUCCGGGAUCCUCCCAUCCAACGAUCACCCAGUCAUGGCUCACUCGGUGCAGUUACCAAAAUAUCUAACGGUUCCAUGAGAGACUCUACCCCUUUUGGAGAUGAACACGAAAUGAAGCAUUAA
Molecule: messenger RNA, 1164 nt
Organism: Glarea lozoyensis ATCC 20868
Lineage: Eukaryota; Fungi; Ascomycota; Leotiomycetes; Helotiales; Helotiaceae
Exons: 2
Coding region: 1-1164 (387 amino acids)
Source: RefSeq, a predicted model, not a curated record